CUCAGAAGAUGGGAUAAUGCAAGAUAAAUAAGUGUCGAUAGAUAGAUUGGCUUCUUUAUAUCCGCUUCUUGUCCAUGUUGUUUUUUGUCUUUCUUUAUUGUUUUGAAUGGUCUCUUUCUUUCAAACACGUAAAUCAAUCGUAUUCCUGUUGGUUGCAUGCUACAUGUUAAUCAUUUUGCGUUCUUUCUAUCCACAAUAUGCAUUAUGCUCUAUGAAAACAUUGCCUGUAAUCAAAAAAUACUGGGUUAAACUCAAACAAGAUAUGAAGGAAUACUCUUCUGGUUUCAGUAACAAACAGUCUACCUUAAACGAAAUCAUUGAGCAGUUAAAAAGAGAAUCUGUCCGCAAGCAUCAAGUAUCACAGACUAUCUAUCAAGACUUGCAGCGUAUUAUUGGAGACCAGCUACCUAGUUUGAUAUACAUACCUACCUACCAACCCGGGGAAAUCAAGAUAACAGCUCAAUUUCUUCAAUACUUGGAUAAUCCUACUUUGUGGGAUGUAUUUGAAUACCAGAAUGAACGGUCCAUUCAAAUGUACAUGCAGAAACAAGUCAACCAAGGAGCCAUUGUCAAUAAAGACACAAUGAUGCAGUUGAUCACUCAACAAUUGUUUCAGUACCAAAAAAUACAGCAAAAAGGCUCUAAAGCUGAUUUAUUGCCUGAACUUAUCCAUAAAACAAUUCAGCGAUAUCACCAAGAGAUUUUAAACUUGCCAGACUUUGCUCUUGAUGGCCAAAUUAUUCAUGCCAACACAAGUACUACUUAUGGCCCAGUUCCUUAUCUGAUGGAAAGAGUUGCUACCAUGAUGGGUAUACAAACAUGGCAUCAUGUGCCUGAGUUUGCUAUUCAAUCAGAUAACAGUCCUCGUCAUUAUUGGAGCAUGAUGGGUCAAGAAGGCACAUUGGGUAUUACCUUGAAUCAAUCGAUUCAUGUCCAAGCUGUGACAGUGGAGUAUCCAUUUGCGGCUAUCUUUCCAAGAGAAAUCCACAGUGCUCCUCAACGUAUGGAAAUAUAUGGUUUAACUCAACAUGAAAAUCGUACAGAAGAAUGGAUGUUGUUGGGAAAAAUGUUGACUCCGGAUUCGUUUCAAUCUGUGUUGAUUAAGAUCAAGUCUAAUUGGGGUAACAAAUACCAUACGAAUAUUUACCGUAUUCGAAUUCAUGGUAUUCCUUCUUGAUUUACUGAAAUAGCAGAUACCCUUUUUUUUCUGAUUUUCACAUCAGAAUGAUAAUGAAUUGCUUGCUUCUUUUUUUUUAUUAAUUGAUCAAUGAUUGUACCAUUAUACUGCCUCGUUAUGCCAAUAUUCAUACAAACAAAAGGCCUUUUCGCCUAAACAAUGUGAUGCUUACUAAAAAGAAAUAUAUAUAUUAUUUUAACUUUACAUCGUAAAUCCUUAAAAAA
Gilbertella persicaria is the source of this 1401-nucleotide messenger RNA. RefSeq lists its product as uncharacterized. Gene Ontology annotation, molecular function: protein-membrane adaptor activity. Gene Ontology annotation, cellular component: meiotic nuclear membrane microtubule tethering complex; nuclear envelope. The coding region runs from base 107 to 1177 and encodes 356 amino acids. Gene Ontology annotation, biological process: nuclear envelope organization. The record is from RefSeq and is a predicted model, not a curated record. Lineage: Eukaryota; Fungi; Mucoromycota; Mucoromycetes; Mucorales; Choanephoraceae. The transcript is spliced from 3 exons.